Molecule: messenger RNA, 4429 nt
Organism: Ruditapes philippinarum (Manila clam)
Lineage: Eukaryota; Metazoa; Mollusca; Bivalvia; Venerida; Veneridae
Product: receptor-type guanylate cyclase Gyc76C-like
Exons: 22
Coding region: 350-3955 (1201 amino acids)
Biological process (GO): intracellular signal transduction; cGMP biosynthetic process; receptor guanylyl cyclase signaling pathway
Molecular function (GO): ATP binding; protein kinase activity; guanylate cyclase activity
Source: RefSeq, a predicted model, not a curated record
GUAAAUAACAGAUCGUUUAAUGUUGAUAGACGGUCGACAUAAUUGAAUAUAUUUUGAAAGCGAUCGAACACAGAAACAAUGCAAGUCAUGAAUAACUAAGUGUUAUUUGGUAUGAUAACCACGGAAAGUAAUUUUGGAAUAUCAUUCAUGACAAUUUACUUGUCGCCAGUUUUCCGACGGUAUAGUGCGGAAAAUUGCCGGUGAUUAUACGAGGUUUGACGCAACGGGGACCUUUCAAGCCAUCUCGCUCACAUUGAAAGUAGCUUUAACAAACGGAUUUAUUGUGACAACCAAUAAAUUUUAUGUAUACUGCCGCGUGUGAUAUUAACAAGCUAUUUGAUAGACUAGAAUGUACGCUCAUCGCAUAAUGACGUUAUUUUAUUUCCUCGUCUCUUUUCUGGAAUUUUACUCGGUGAUUUGUGAGAACAUAACAAUUGGAUAUAUUACAGGAUCCCAAAAACCUGAAGACGGUUUUUAUCGGCGCCCCGGUCAAGCCAUUUCCGGCGCCCUUACUCUUGCUUUGGAUGAAAUUAAUAACGACACUGCAAUCUUACCAGAUCAUAAAUUGACGUUUUUAAUAGCAGAGACGCGGGGAAAGGAAUUUAUCAGCAUAAAAGAGACUGUUGAGUUAAUUAAUAAGAAUAUUUCUGUUUAUAUUGGACCCCAGGAAACUUGCAUCCAUGAAGCAAAGAUUGCGGCGGCCUUCAACAUUCCUAUGAUAUCUUAUUUUUGUUCCGAAGUUGAUGUUAGUAACAAUGAAUCAUAUCCAACAUUUGCCAGGACGAAGCCAACUGAUUCACAAAUUUCAAAAAGUGUUGUGUCCAUAUUGAAAAAGUUCAAAUGGCAAAAAGUUACAUUUGUUCAUACAAGCGAACCAGUCUUACAGCACACAGCAGACACAAUUUAUGAUCUCAUGCACAUGUAUGGUUUAGAAGUGACAUUCCGGAAAGUUUACAAAGGUCCUUAUUUUCACAGACACACGGUGAAUCCAUUCAUCAAAAUAAUUCAAGAAACAUUCGUUGAUACAAGAAUUUAUGUGAUAUUGGGACAAAAUUACGAGUUUGUUGGUUUGCUGGAUCACUUGAAUGACAGAGGUCUUCUUGACACGGGGGAGUACUUUGUUAUUGGUGUUGAUGUUGGGCAGUAUGAUCCAAAAGAUGCACAGAAAUAUUUCAAAGGGAUUUUUACGGACAAGAAUGUUACAAGCGACAUACAAGGAGCAUUUCGGUAUUUUAUUGGUGUUGCAUACUCCCCACCAGUGUAUCCGGGUUAUGACACGUUUUCAAGACUUGUAAAUAAGUAUCUUGAAGCACCGCCAUUUAACUUUGAGAACCCCUUUGCAACCUAUGGAGGGCUUAAAAUAAUAAGACCGGAAGCGGCCUAUCUCUACGAUGCAUUAUGGUUGUACGCCAAAGCUGUCCAUAAAUGUAUUGUUGAAGAAAUAGAUUACAAGAACGGCACAAAUGUCAUCAAUAAAAUCAAACAUCAAACAUAUAUGAGUGCUAUGGGUUAUAUUUUGCGUAUUAAUGAGUUGGGGGACGCUGAAGGCAAUUAUUCACUUAUUGCACGCCAUCACUUGUAUGAAGGUUCGGAAGAUUUUGGAAUGUUCCCUGUCGGGGUAUUUAGGCUCAACCAAAAUCUGACUGCUUUACCGACUUUCCAUUUCUACAAGGAUGGUCAUAUUGAAUGGCCGGAAGGAUCACCGCCUAUUGACGAACCACCAUGCGGAUAUCGCGGACAAAAAUGUAUUCCUGCAAAAACCUACACGAAGGAAAUACUCUCUGGGGUCACUGGUGGACUGGCAUUAAUUGUUCUAAUAAUUGGCUUUCUAGUCUAUAGAAACUGGAAAUAUGAAAACGAUCUGGCUAGCUUGUUGUGGAAAAUUGAAUAUAAAGAUAUUGACUUUAAAGAUCAUUUUCUUGGUACAAUGUCUUCAAAAUGUGCCACUAAAGGACGGAGAAACACAGUUGUUCGUGUGAACAGUAGAAUGUUUCAGCUACAAAAUUGCCAGCGAACUGCUGUUGUUCGAGUUAACAGCCAGAUGUCAUUGGCAUCGCAGGGUGAGUUCGAUUUCCGGCAGCUUUUCACAUGUGUUGCCACGUAUAAAGGUAUGGUGAUUGCCGUGAGGAAAAUAAGGAAAAAGAAUGUUGAACUGACAAGAAGCAUAAAGAAAGAGCUAAAAGUGAUUCGUGACUUACGACACGACAACUUAAAUCCUUUCAUAGGGGCAUGUCUAGACUCUCCAACUGUGUUGAUAGUAACAUCAUAUUGUUCAAAAGGAAGUCUUCAAGAUCUUCUAGAGAACGACGACAUUCAGCUUGAUGACAUGUUUAGAGCAUCACUCGUGUUUGACAUUAUAAGGGGUAUGAUUUAUCUACACGAUAGCGAGAUAAAAUCACAUGGUAAACUAAAAUCCUCAAAUUGUCUGGUUGACAACAGAUGGGUGUUGAAAAUUACAGAUUUUGGUUUGCACGAGUUCAUGGAGGGAGAGGAAGACGAAGAUGAAGGAGACUUUGCUAAAUAUAGAAAUCUUCUUUGGAAAGCACCGGAAUUGUUACGGGUAAAUAAUUCCCCAAGGCGGGGUACGCAGGAAGCAGAUGUAUAUUCAUUUGCCAUAAUAAUGUAUGAGAUUCAUGGUAGAAAAGGUCCAUAUGGAGAUAUUGAACUUUCUCCUAAAGACAUUAUUGAUCGGGUCAAAGAGUGUCACAACUACAUUCCAUUUCGUCCACAUCUUGGAGCGCUUGAUACGACGCUGAAAAUAGUUAUAGAUGUUAUCAAAGAGUGCUGGGAUGAAGAUCCAGUACGAAGACCAGAUUUCAAAACCAUCCGAAACCGGCUGAAACCAAUACAGAAGGGAAUGAAACCCAAUAUCAUGGAUAAUAUGAUAGCUAUGAUGGAGAAAUACGCGAGCAAUCUUGAGGCGUUGGUGGAGGAACGAACUGACCAGCUCAGGGAAGAGAAAAAGAAAACUGAAGACAUCUUACUUCAAAUGUUGCCUAAGGCGGUGACGGAACAAUUGAAGCGAGGGAAGGUUGUUGAAGCGGAAUCAUUUGACAAUGUUACCAUCUAUUUCUCUGAUAUUUGUGGUUUCACAGCAAUGUGUGCUGAUAGCUCUCCAUUGCAGGUUGUAAGUUUGUUGAAUGAUUUGUACACAUUGUUUGACUCUAUCAUCGAGAACUAUGACGUGUAUAAAGUGGAAACAAUUGGUGACGCUUACAUGGUCUGUUCAGGGUUACCUAAACGAAACGGUAUUCUACAUGCAGGGGAAAUAGCGUCGAUGUCUCUGCACUUACUGAAAGCCAUAAAACAGUUUAAAAUUCGCUUUCGUCCAGACGACACUCUGAAGUUGCGGAUUGGAAUUCAUUCCGGGCCUGUUGUUGCUGGUGUUGUAGGCCUUAAAAUGCCUCGAUAUUGUUUGUUUGGUGACGCUGUAAAUACCACUAGCAGGAUGGAGAGCAAUGGCCUCGCGUUGAAGAUCCACUGUUCUCCACAGUGCAAAACACUUUUGGAUGAAUUGGGUGGAUAUAUAUUAAAGGAGAGAGGACUUGUAGCAAUGAAGGGCAAAGGCGAAAUCCUGACGUAUUUGCUGAUUGGUGAAAAUAAACAGAAACGUUUAAAACGAUUGGAAUCUGUAUCCGCCGCUCAAGGCUUUGCUGUGUCAACUGUAAGUGAAUGUGAUAUGGACGAAACUAUUCAGUUCCGAACAUCCCUUGAUGGUGAAACAAACAGAGCAUAUCAUUCCGUCCGCGAGUCGUUAGAUAAUACAAAUGGACCUGAAGAAGAGUUUGAUAAUAACACAGUGACAAAUGAUCUUUGUAGUGAAGAGACUGGUCCAAGUUUUCAUGACACUGGAAUAUUAUGUAACGGAAAACAUAAAAUUGAUCACAAUAGGCACAGAAAUGGUGAUAUUGAGACGCGUGUAGAAAUGAAACCACUUCUUGGUCACGUGACAUGAGUUGCUAUUGGUUCUUGGACAACAUUGUACAUAUGAUGCAACAGCUGACUGUUGGAACGGCAACCAUAUCACACACAACUCAAGAUUGUAAUGAGAUUUGACAUUCCAAUAUAUCAUUGAUAUAAAAUGUACAUAAAAAAAACAAUUACUUUAUUUUAUUUGACUGUGAUUUUUAAUUGUUACUCAAACAAUAUUCAUGAAAACGAAGUUAGCCUAACUCAGUUCUCGAGUGGUUUUGUAGUGAGCUGAUAUAUCGGGCUAAAGUGUAGAGGAGAAAUGCAUAAAUACUCACAAUUAACCUUUGUUAACUGGUAAUCGAAAACAAAGGCCACUGAAAAAGUAUUUGCGAAUAAAACUUAAUUAAUUCACAUUUUAGUCUGAAGACAAUUUUUAUAUAUUAUUUCUUAUCAUGAACAUGUAUUAUGAUUUUGUAUAUGAUAAAAUAUAUUUCAAGAUAAAACUUUCCUAAUGUCA